CAAAUACACCUGGGAUGGACACAGCACAACCACGGGACAGAUAAUCAAAGAAAUCAAAUCAUACACUCAGGAUUGGAGCUACACACAAAUCAUCAAGAGACACAUGGAAUUCGACACAGAGAUAUGCAAGGAAGGAAUAAUCCCACACAUCAGUGACAUACACAGGUCAAACAUUCACAGAAAAACAAAUCAAAGGCAACAUACAGGCAACCACAGUAUCGAUGAUCAAAACGACAACAUAAAAGAAAAAAGGCACUUAUCUCAAGCAACCAACAACAUGGAACCCUCAGCGCCAGGAGAAACAACGGAAUUGGAAGGUAACGUCACAGAAACUGAAAUCAUACAAAGGGGAAAUCACACUACUCCGAAUCAAAGCACAGACCGUACAAGACAAACGUCAACAACGAUAAGAAGGAUACCUGAAAACCAACAUCCACAUGCAAGAAGAAACCGGCUCGACGACGGUCACCAGAACCACCAAAGCACAGGUACGAUACGUAACGAUCAAGGCCAAACCGGAACACCACCAAGCUUCUCUCACGCUCAUCCAAGAAGACUACCUCAUCGCGACACAGGGUAAAAUAACGACCGCUCAGGACAUCUACCACGCAGACUCCCUCUCUUCGAUUUUGGAAAACCCUAGGGUUACUACAAUGGCGACGAUAAGGGGGGCUGUUGGCAUUAUUAUGUUCAACGCAUCAAGUUUGGACUGACUACAAAUAUUCCCUUAGGCCCACUACUUCAUACUUCUUUUUUGUCCUUUUCCUUUUUUCAAAUUAGGGCUCAAACCCAAACGGCCCAUAGCAGUUUCUAUUUGUAAAAUCCCUUGUACCUCAACCUCUUACUCAAUAAAAUUGGGAAGUGUACCCCGACACUUCCCUCACCGACCGUGGUUUAUUCUGGGUUAAAAAAAUAACUAAAAU
This is a messenger RNA of Cuscuta europaea, 923 nucleotides long. NCBI's taxonomy places the organism in Eukaryota, Viridiplantae, Streptophyta, Magnoliopsida, Solanales, Convolvulaceae. The record is from the annotation of a GenBank genome assembly.